This is a messenger RNA of Manis javanica (Malayan pangolin), 5631 nucleotides long. The record is from RefSeq and is a predicted model, not a curated record. NCBI's taxonomy places the organism in Eukaryota, Metazoa, Chordata, Mammalia, Pholidota, Manidae.
UUUUCCCCUCAGACGGAGAUGGAGAGGGCAUGCAAGCAGAGUUAAUUUCUAAGAUGAAGGCUUUCUUUGCAGGAAAAGCAGGUCUGGGGAUGGCUUUUUAAAGCUGCUCUGAGGGACCGGGGCUUUCUUCUCCUGGGUCUGCCCGUGGCUGCGUCCCUCUUUCUCUGACCCUUGCUGGCUUGCUCACGAGCCCGGCCUCUCUGAGAGCCUUAAUGGACUGAGUCUAACAGAGAAAACAUUGAGGGGGACCUGGUAUCAAGACGAGAGAAACUUUACGCGCAUUUCUGGAAGAGGAGAGCACAGAUAUAUUUGCAGCUGUGGGACCCGGCGCGGUGUGCCCAGGGAACAUGCUGGCUCCUUAAGGAGAAGACUUCCCUGGCGCGGGGAACUCGGAGUCGGUACCUCAUCUACGACCAGCCCCCCAGCCCGCCCAAGCCCCGGAGGAGAGAUGGUCAUAAAAUGAGUUCCGGUGUGAGCUGCUGAGUCAGAGGUGGACACACGGAGACAAGGCCAGUAACUGUGGGACCUCAAGACUUCUCCUGGGUGGACACGGCAAGAUGAGUUUAGAAAGUGAGGAUAAGCGAGCUCGUACGCGAUCCAAGACCCUCCGAGUGCCCCCAGAGCCCGCAGGUGCUGACCUCAGCUGCCCCACCCCAGGAUGCACUGGCUCGGGACACAUCCGGGGCAAGUACUCCAGGCACCGGAGCUCGCAGAGCUGCCCUCUGGCCAAGAAGAGGAAGCUGGAGGGUGUCGAGGCCGAGCACCUGGUGUCCAAGCGGAAGUCACACCCCCUGAAGCUGGCUCUGGACGAGGGCUGUGGUGUGGACAGCGAUGGCAGCGAGGAUGCCGAGGUGAAGGACGCCUCUGUUUCGGGUGAAUCGGAAGGAACUGUGGAGGAGGCCGAGGCCGAGAUGUCAGGACAGGAGGAGAUUCAUCGCCCUGGGCCAGCUGAAGGAAGGAGCCCCGGCAAGUCGCAUUUCAGAUCCAGCCCCAUCGGCGGCUCCACGGGCUCCUCCAAGGGCGGCUACAGCAGCUAUCAGGAAAUCAUUGCAACUUCUCUCCUGAACUUGGGCCAAAUCACGGAAGACACCCUGGUUGGGGAGGACUUGGGCCAGGUGGCCAAGCCAGGCCCCAGUGUCGUGCGCCUGGUUCAGGAGGAGGCUGAGGAAGGGGCCACCAGCGAUGAGGGGGGAAAGGGCAUCUUUCUCCAGCCAGAGGAUGCAGAGGAAGUCAUCGAGGUCACCGGUGAGCACUCGCAGGAGCCGUGUCCUCAGUCCCUGGAGGGUGUGGCCAGCGAGGAGUCCAGAGAGCAGAAGGUUGCCCUGGGUAAUGAGGAGGAAGAGGACGAGGACGAGGACGAGGACGAGGAGGAGGACGAGGACGAGGACGAGGAGGACGAGGAAGAGGCUGCUCCCAGUGUGAUCUGCCCGGAGGAUGCCCCUGCCACCCCCUCCAGGAAGGCCCCCGAGCCUCGGCACCCUGCACCUCUCAGCCCCAAGCCCGAGCACCCCGUCCUUGUGGAGGUACACCCUGACGAUGGUAAGGACGAGGACUCGCGCUCCCAGAAGUCUGAGGUCACGGAUGAGUCGGAGAUGUACGACAUGAUGACCCGAGGGAAUCUGGGUCUCCUGGAGCAGGCCAUUGCCCUGAAGGCUGAGCAGGUGCAAGCCGUCCGUGAGCCGGGUUGCCCACCCUCUGAGCAGGGGCAGCUGGGCCCCAGUGAGCCAGGGAAGGCGGCAAGGUCCCUGGAUGCCACACGGAAAAACUACUGCAGCAAAGAUCCCUCGAGGGCCGAGAAGCGGGAGAUCAAGUGUCCGACACCAGGCUGUGAUGGCACUGGCCACGUUACCGGGUUGUACCCUCACCACCGAAGCCUGUCUGGCUGCCCCCACAAGGACAGGAUUCCCCCAGAGAUCCUGGCCAUGCAUGAGAGUGUGCUGAAGUGCCCAACUCCUGGGUGUACAGGCCAGGGCCAUGUGAACAGCAACCGCAACACUCACAGAAGUUUGUCCGGGUGUCCCAUCGCUGCUGCUGAAAAAUUAGCCAAAUCUCAUGAAAAGCAACAGACACAGACGGGAGAUCCUUCCAAGAAUAGUUCCAGUUCAGAUCGAAUCCUCAGGCCCAUGUGCUUUGUGAAGCAGCUUGAGGUCCCUCCGUACGGAAGCUACCGGCCGAGUGUGGCCCCCACCACACCCAGGGCCAACUUGGCCAAGGAGCUGGAGAAGUUCUCCAAGGUCACCUUUGACUACGCAAGUUUUGAUGCUCAGGUUUUUGGCAAACGAAUGCUUGCCCCAAAGAUUCAGACCAGCGAAACCUCACCUAAAGCCUUUAAAUGCUUCGACUACACGCACGAUGCCGAGGCUGCACACAUGGCCGCCACUGCUAUCCUGAACCUCUCCACACGAUGCUGGGAAAUGCCUGAAAACCUCAGCACGAAGCCACAGGAGCUACCCAGCAAGGCUGUGGACAUUGAGGUGGAUGAAAAUGGGACCCUGGACCUGAGCAUGCACAGACACCGCAAGCGGGAUGGCACUUUCCCCAGAACCAGCCCGGGAGUGAGGUCUCCCGAGGCCUCCCAGCGCCAGGGCAGCACAAGUGCCACCAGCAGCUCCAUGACCGCGUCCCAGUCGGGCCCAGCCUCCCGCCAGGAUGAGUGGGACCGGCCUCUGGACUACACCAAGCCCAGCCGCCAGCGAGAGGAGGAGCCCGAGGAGUCAGAGCCAGCAGCCCAUUCUUUUGCUUCUUCUGAAGCAGAUGACCAGGAAGUGCCGGAAGAGAGUGUCGAGGAGCGGAAGUACCCUGGGGAAGUCACCCUGACCAACUUCAAGCUGAAGUUCCUCUCCAAGGACAUAAAGAAGGAGCUGCUCACCUGUCCUACCCCUGGCUGUGACGGCAGUGGGCACAUCACUGGGAACUAUGCCUCCCACCGCAGCCUCUCUGGUUGCCCUCUUGCUGACAAGAGCCUCAGAAACCUCAUGGCUGCCCAUUCUGCUGACCUCAAGUGCCCCACACCUGGCUGUGAUGGCUCUGGCCACAUAACGGGGAACUACGCAUCGCACCGGAGCUUGUCCGGCUGCCCUCGUGCCAAGAAAAGUGGAGCGAAGGUGGCACCCACAAAGGAUGACAAGGAGGACCCUGAGCUGAUGAAGUGUCCAGUUCCAGGCUGUGUGGGGCUUGGUCACAUCAGUGGCAAGUAUGCCUCUCACAGAAGUGCAUCUGGCUGCCCUCUGGCCGCCCGGAGGCAGAAGGAAGGUCCCCUGAAUGGCUCGCCAUUCUCCUGGAAAUCACUGAAGAACGAGGGGCCCACCUGCCCCACUCCAGGCUGUGAUGGCUCUGGCCAUGCCAACGGGAGCUUCCUCACUCACCGGAGCUUGUCUGGAUGUCCCAGAGCAACCUUUGCUGGAAAAAAAGGAAAACUCUCAGGGGAUGAGGUUCUUAGCACAAAAUUCAAGACGAGUGAUGUGCUGGAAAAUGACGAGGACAUAAAGCAGCUGAACCGGGAGAUCCGCGACCUGAACGAGUCCAACUCAGAGAUGGAGGCUGCCGUGGCACAGCUGCAGUCCCAGAUCUCCUCCAUGGAGAAGAGCCUGAAGCACAUUGAGGAGGAGAACAAGCUCAUUGAGGAGCAGAACGAAGCCCUGUUUCUGGAGCUGUCGGGCCUGAGUCAGGCCCUCAUCCAAAGUCUUGCCAACAUCCGCCUUCCACACAUGGAGCCAAUAUGUGAACAGAACUUCGACGCCUACGUGAGCACUCUCACCGACAUGUACUCCAACCAGGAGUGCUACCAGAACCCCGAGAAUAAGGACCUCCUGGACAGCAUCAAGCAGGCUGUGAGGGGCAUCCAGGUCUAGGCCUUGCCAUUCAAGGAGCCAUCUUGCUUAUCUGGGGUGCCCAGGACCUCCUGAAUUUGGCUUCAUUGUUUACCUAGCCCUGCCCUCCCAGUGGAGAUUUCCAACUCACAGUGACUUCUAGUUGGCAGUGUGGGGUGGCCCUGGGUGGGUUUAUCCAAAGGGGUGCCUGGAAAUAAGUGUCUCCCUUGAUGCUCUUGCCAGGUGCGAGGCCUUGACCUCCCCAGGUGAGUGCAGGGCUGGGCGUGAAGUAUUACAAAGUGAUCUAUUUUUUUUCUGAAAGAAAUCUGAAGAGCAGCUCAAAGUCUCCAAUGGAAGCUCAUGGACAAGGUUCUCAGGGAAGUUUUGGAGUUUGCAACCACAGUAUUCCUUUAUCUGUCAAGGCUGGGAGGGUGACUGUGGGCAUGGGGCAGGUGGUGCGUGUGAUGGUGUCAGCCUGGAGCUUGCUCCCUGGGGCAUGCGUCUGCUUGGUGAGGCCAAUGUAGCAAGUAUGUUUUCUGUUUCAUUUAUUCAGUUUUGUGUUAAGGAUGGAACAAAGCACUGUUCCAGAGGGUAAGUUAGGAAUAGGCUUGCAGCCCCUGUCAGCUCAAGAAAUCUAACCUGGGAGGCUCCGGAAAGUUGACCGUUGGUUCAACAUUAAAGCGCCUCAUGCUGGGAGUGGCUGGCGUCCCAAGCCUGCAGCAGUCACCUGAGGGUUGGGGUCAUGCUCCCUCUUGGGACUGUGGCUUUUAGACCCAGGUCUGGGCCAGGGCCAGGGUCUCUGGCUUUCUGUAUGUCCACCCAGGCCUGUGACCCAUCACUGCCACAUUAACUGGGUCGCAGCUGAGCUUGACCGAGGUGGGUCCACACCAGUGAGGUAGGCAGAUAAAUUCCUGAUUGGAGACCACCAAGGUCUCACUUAUUUUUAGAUACAUCAAGAUUCAAAAAAAGGCAAAUUUUAAUAUGAUGUGUUAAAAACACAAAGUUUCUAACAUGUAAAUAGAGUCCAAUGGAUUGUGACUGCAAUUCCAAGUUAGUAUUUAAAAGUAGAGAAAUUGCACUUCCUGGAAGAAAUAAAAAAGUAGUUAGUUUCAUUACUCUGUAAAUUAUUUAAUUUUGUCAAGAUGUAAGUAUUUAUAUUCACAACCUCUUAUGUUAACGUUGCUAUUUAUUUAACAUUUUUAUUUAUUAAUUUCAUGUAUUUCAACUGCACCCUACACCAGGAUACCACGAGAGGAAGAUAGACGAAAUCAAAGGAAAAUGAACUCUCCAACCAUGAGUCAGGCCACACACGAAAGAGUCUCGCUUUUACUUCUAGUUAUAAUUCUGAUGCAACCAAGUUAUUUUUUAUAUAUUUUGUUAUUUAUUAUUUUAAUAAUGGAUUUUAAAAAAAGUGUUUUGUAACAGGAAUUUUGAUAAUUUGGGAUGUUUUUCCCUUGGUCCAGUGGAAAGAAAGACUUUUGGUUUUCUUUAGCCCUCUGGGUUCCUCUUGUUUCAGGCACGGACGACAGCAAAUGGAGUUCUGUAUUUAUUACUAUGUACGCGCAGCGCAGAUGUGUGUGCUCUGGCGUGCUUCUCGUGUCGCGUCUGUGUGCUGGUGUCCGGGGGCCGAGUCACGCUGCUGUGCAGGAGUGCUGGCCACAGACAGCACCGAGCAGUCCCCGCCCACAGGCUCCCGGUCCUCUGGCAGCUCCGAUACUGUGACCCUCCUUCCUCAGGAAACGCAUUGAACCCACAGCACAGCACUUCUCAGUGUGUUUGCAGGGUGAUUUCCUAAUAAAAGUCCACUCUGACUGUGAGUGGU